AUAUACUUUCACUUUAAAUUUUGUUUGUCUGCUGUUAUUGAUUUAUAACAGUCAAAUGAACAAAGAAAACUGUGAUCUGAUUGUUAAUCAACUGUUGGUUAUGUUUUGACAUCAUGCUGUGAUCUGAAAAAUGAAACUUACUCAGAUGAUUUGGUUUAAUUUGUUAGCAACAGCUUUGUGAUUCUGUUGCAUUACAUUACAGCAUUAUUGUGCAUAACAGCAUUAUUUAUUGGUGGCAUCCAGAAUACACUGCAAAAUGCUUUAAAAUUGUCACCAUUAUUGCGAAUCACAUGCUGAUUCUUGAUGUCAAUUUCUUGAAGUUUCAAGAAAUUAUUUAGAUUACAUUGUAAAAGUUAAGAAUAUUGUGAUUUUCAAUGACAGUGUUGUAACAAUAAACAAUAAAGUAAAUUUAACUCAGAAAUUGGGCUCUACUCAGGUCAAAAGAUUGUGAAAUGAUGACAAUGUUAAACAGCGGGCACCAUCAAAUCACCUUUUCUCUUUGUUCAUUUGGCUGUAACAGAAGUGGAAAUACAAUAACCGAACAAGUUCUAAAAUAAAUGACUUAAGGCUCAAGAGCCCAACUAAAGCAAACACUGAUCUCCAUAAUGGUAACCAAUUACGAUGUUCUCCUUCAGAGAUUCUGAUGUUAUGACUUCAAAAGAAACACAGAGUUGCUUUAGGCUACUCAUUGUGAUAGAUGAUUAAAGGAAUUUGGCAUUUGUGUUUUCUCAUAUUUAAACUCCUGUGAAAGAAGUCAUGACUGGACAAUUUCAUGAUCCUAGUCACCCUGAUGUGCUAAAAAAAAGGUAAAUAUUAAUUGGGAAUAUCCUUCAAAAGUAUUUUACUCGCAAAAUAUUCUAGGGGUGCCAAAAAUUGUGAACUACAGAUUUUUUUACUGCAAAAUACACGGUAACAGUUGCAUUUUCUGGAACUGAAUGAGCAAAGGGUUUUGGUGGAAGGUUUUCCUAGGAGGGCUAGAAAGACUUUGCAGGGGCCCACGGAUGAUCCAAAGAGGCCAGCUGGGGAGAUGGGCGCGUCAAGGAACGCGGAGCGCUACGUUUCCCGGAAUCUCAGAUAACAUCAGCCAUUGGUGGCGAGAGAAGCCAUGUUCCUGCACAAUGGGAAACAGGCACAUAAUGGCCAGUGCAGCAGAUUUCACGGAGCGAAGAGCCAGAAAUCAAUGGGGGCAAAAAUCACAUUGGCAGUUACACACUCCUCACCCUCAAGAACCAUCAGACAUUCAGACGUGACCAACAUGAAGCUUUCUAUCUCUGCACUUAUUGCACUGAGUUGCAUUUAUUGGAAGGUCUCUGGAAAGCUGGUGGAGGUGGUGGUCAGUCCUGGAGAUAAUGCUACUCUACACUGUGACUGUGAGUUAAUCACAGGACAGGAAAUUCAAUGGGUCAAGAUCUGGUCUCCACAAAUCCAACAACCUCUGACCAUCUCUGCAUACAAGAGCCUUUUUGAACCCAUUCCUCGAUUCUCUCUGUCCUGGAACAAUACUUCAAAAUCCUAUGACUUAGUGAUCGAGAACAUCACUGAAGCAGACCUUGGUCUCUACUAUUGCUCAAAGGUAGAGACCAAGAUGACUGAAGAGGAUGGAAAAAUGGCAGAGAAAGAAUGGUCCCAAGCUGCCAAAAAUGUUAUAAAUCUCACUUACGGUUCGACUGAAAGCCCUUCUGAGCCGGUCUGUGACUGCUGGCAGUGCUGGAUGAUACUUCAAACAUUGUGUCCUGCAUGUUCUCUUCUCUCGGCCAUUUUGGCUUUUGUCUGUGGAUACAGCUGCUGCCUCAAGACAGUGCUAAAGGAGUCUGAACCUCAUCAAAGCAGCUCUGAGAUGCAAAGACAGUUGAGCCAAGAAGAGGAUGUCCAUAGUGAAGUUUGUUAUGCAUCACUGGACAUCCCCAAAGGAGGAAACCAACGGAAAAAGAGCAUCCGAUUCCCAAACUCGGACUUCAGUGUGUACAAUGAUGUAAAAAUGCACACUCAGGUGAAGGAUAAUGUACAGUCAGCUGGACAUAUAGCAAAAUAAACCCAAAUUUCAUUGAAAAAAUCAAGACCUAUAAAUUAUCCACAAUUAUGGUUAUCAAACAAAUAAAUAUUUGAAAUACUGAUGUUGAUAAAA
Messenger RNA from Pimephales promelas (fathead minnow), 2125 nucleotides. The record is from RefSeq and is a predicted model, not a curated record. Lineage: Eukaryota; Metazoa; Chordata; Actinopteri; Cypriniformes; Leuciscidae.